Molecule: messenger RNA, 1688 nt
Organism: Octodon degus (degu)
Lineage: Eukaryota; Metazoa; Chordata; Mammalia; Rodentia; Octodontidae
Gene: Septin1
Product: septin 1
Exons: 11
Coding region: 445-1551 (368 amino acids)
Biological process (GO): cytoskeleton-dependent cytokinesis; regulation of exocytosis
Cellular component (GO): microtubule cytoskeleton; synaptic vesicle; septin complex
Molecular function (GO): molecular adaptor activity; GTP binding; GTPase activity
Source: RefSeq, a predicted model, not a curated record
CUCCAGCAUGAGAAAAAAAUCUAUUACAUGACCUAGAAAAUUAGUGGUCUUUUGUGCCUACAAUCCUAUUAUGGCUUUUGUUCCACUCAGACCUGGGAGCUUUUUUUUCUUUUUACCAUCAUGGUAAAGUUUUUGUGGAACCCACUGAAGAGGGCAGGUAGCUUGCUUCCUUGCUGCCCAUUUCCCACCUCUCACCAUGGUGACAGGGCCACAUGGGGGCCUGAGAUAAAGGCACGUGGAAAGUGGAAGGGUUGGAGCUGCCAAUAGGGGUGAUGGGCAAAGCAAUCUGGGAGGCAGGAACCCCGGAUCUUCUCAGUUGUGGCUUUCACAGUUUGAGUACCUCAGCCUCCUGCACUGUCUGCCCCUUUGUUUGCUGUGUUCAACUUCCUGCCCUAAGAGGGGAAGUGGGCAGUGAUCGCAGGUGCAGCGGCAACUACCGCAGCCAUGGACAAGGAGUAUGUGGGUUUCUCGGCCCUCCCCAGCCAGCUGCACAGGAAGUCUGUCAAGAAAGGGUUUGACUUCACACUCAUGGUGGCAGGGGAGUCAGGACUGGGCAAAUCCACCCUCAUCAACAGCCUGUUCCUCACCAACCUCUAUGAGGACCGACAGGUGCCAGAGGCCAGUGCUCGCUUGACACAAACGCUGACCAUUGAGCGCCGGAGCGUGGAGAUAGAAGAGGGGGGAAUCAAGGUGAAGCUGACCUUGGUGGACACUCCUGGCUUUGGGGAUGCUGUGGAUUGCUCCGACUGCUGGCUGCCAGUGGUUCGAUACGUUGAGGAGCAAUUUGAGCAGUAUCUCCGGGAUGAAAGUGGCUUGAAUCGGAAGAACAUCCAGGAUUCUCGAGUCCACUGCUGCCUCUACUUCAUCUCACCCUUCGGCCGGGGGCUUCGGCCCCUGGAUGUGGCCUUCCUCCGGGCCAUGCAUGAGAAAGUCAACAUCAUCCCAGUCAUUGGCAAAGCAGAUGUCCUGAUGCCUAAGGAGACCCAGGCUCUCAAGCAGAAGAUUCGGGACCAGUUGAAGGAGGAGCAGAUCAACAUCUACCAGUUCCCAGAAUGUGACUCGGAUGAGGACGAGGAGUUCAAGAGGCAGGACGCCGAGAUGAAGGGAAGGAUUCCUUUCGCAGUCGUGGGUUCCUGCGAGGUGGUGAGGGAAGGCGGGACAACCAGACCAGUGAGGGGGCGCUGCUAUUCCUGGGGCACCGUGGAGGUGGAGAAUCCGCACCACUGCGAUUUCCUGAACCUGAGACGGAUGCUGGUGCAGACCCACCUGCAGGACCUGAAAGAGGUGACGCACGACCUGCUCUACGAGGGCUACCGGGCCCGCUGCCUGCAGAGCCUGGCCCGGCCGGGGGCGAGGGAUCGAGCCAGCCGCAGCAAGCUUUCCCGCCAGAGCACCACUGAGAUCCCGCUACCCUUGCUGCCUCUGGCCGAGACGGAGAAGCUGAUCCGAGAGAAGGACGAAGAGCUGCGCCGCAUGCAGGAGAUGCUGGAGAAGAUGCAGGCGCAGAUGCAGCAGAGCCAGGUCCCCGGGGAGCAGUCAGACACUCUCUGAGGAGCGGCCCUCAUGCCCUGCCCUGCCCUGCCGGGUCCUCCCUACCUGGGUGCCAGCAUCUACGUAAAGGGAAGCCAGCCCCAGCCCCUGGUCACCCUUCUCCUCUGUGGAGCGUGCCCCGCCCCUCUUCCUCAUAC